Messenger RNA from Vanessa tameamea, 1019 nucleotides. RefSeq names its product mediator of RNA polymerase II transcription subunit 6 (gene MED6). Gene Ontology annotation, cellular component: mediator complex; core mediator complex. The coding region runs from base 119 to 967 and encodes 282 amino acids. The record is from RefSeq and is a predicted model, not a curated record. NCBI's taxonomy places the organism in Eukaryota, Metazoa, Arthropoda, Insecta, Lepidoptera, Nymphalidae. Gene Ontology annotation, biological process: regulation of transcription by RNA polymerase II. The transcript is spliced from 5 exons. Gene Ontology annotation, molecular function: transcription coactivator activity.
UAAUUUAUAUUCUAUUCUAUAUAUAUCAAGUUAUGUAAAUAUAUUCUUUAGGUAUAUUAGAAACAUUUAAAACGAUACUCAUUUUACUUUACCAGAACCAUUUAUAUUAUUUGCAAAUAUGAUGCCCGGGAGAAUUGGUCACUUGCCUAUUGCUUCUGAAAACCCGUUAGGCUUAUCAUGGCAUGAUUCUUCUUGGAUUCCGUCGUUAAACCCAUCAAAUAUUAUGGAUUAUUUUUCUGAAAGAUCGAACCCGUUUUUUGACCGCACAUGCAAUAAUGAAGUCGUAAAAAUGCAACGUCUCAGUAUGGAUCAGUUGCAGAAUAUGACAGGACUUGAAUACAUAUUGUUACAUGUACAGGAACCUAUCCUUUAUGUUAUUCGUAAACAACAUCGACACAGCCCUGUUCAAACCAUUCCACUCGCUGAUUACUAUAUCAUUGCAGGAAUUGUUUAUCAAGCCCCUGAUUUGGCCAGUGUUUUGAACUCACGAUUGUUAUCAGCAGUUCAUCAUCUACAAUGUUCAUUUGAAGAAACUAUGACGUACUCCAAGUAUCACCCAAGUAAAGGAUAUUGGUGGGACUUCAAAGCAAACAAGUCUGGUCCUUUUAAUAUGGGACAAUCUGCCCCAAAGGAAGUUACAAGUACACCUAAAGAAGAGCCCUCAACAUUGUUUCAAAGACAAAGGGUGGACAUGCUAUUAGCUGAAUUAGUGCGACAAUUUCCUUUACCAGUGACUCAAACUACAAUAAACCAGAAUGGUGUUACAGUGAAGACUGAAAAUACAAAUGAUAAGAAUUCAGAGAAAGAAGCAGGUGGCACUUUAAAUAACAUAACAAUUAAACAAGAACCAUUGGAUCCCAUCAGUUCAGACAUGACAAAUGGUAAUAUGCAAGGUCAUAUGGAAAUUAAAACUGAGAUUAAACAAGAGAACAUGAAACCUCCUCCAGAAAAAAAAUCUAGAAUAUAAGAAAAAAUAUUUAGAUAAAUAAAAUUAUUAGAAAUAAUUCAUUCUAUGUGAU